Molecule: messenger RNA, 1068 nt
Organism: Lodderomyces margitis
Lineage: Eukaryota; Fungi; Ascomycota; Pichiomycetes; Serinales; Debaryomycetaceae
Gene: CSK1
Product: mitogen-activated protein kinase
Exons: 2
Coding region: 1-1068 (355 amino acids)
Biological process (GO): protein phosphorylation; intracellular signal transduction
Cellular component (GO): cytoplasm; nucleus
Molecular function (GO): ATP binding; protein serine/threonine kinase activity
Source: RefSeq, a predicted model, not a curated record
AUGGCCUCUUUGAGAGGUAAAAACGGAUAUUUUGAGUCAUGUUCUACAUACACAGAUAAAGAAAAUUACUUCCUAGUUGAUUCAAGAUACGAGAUAAUUCGGGUUUUAGGAAAAGGAUCGUACGGGGUCGUUUGUUCUGCCAUCGAUACCAAGAGUUUGAGCACCGGUCUUGAGCAUAAAAUAGCCAUCAAAAAGGUGACAAAAAUAUUCACCAAGGAUAUACUUUUGAUCGCAUCGUUGCUUGACUCCGACAUUGUCUAUGUGAAGCCGUAUGAUGGCCUUUAUUGUUUUCAAGAGUUGGCAGACCUUGACUUGGCGAGGGUAUUGUAUUCAAACGUUCAACUAUCGGAAUUUCACAUACAAAACUUUAUGUAUCAAGUAUUGUGUGGUUUAAAGUAUAUCCACUCGGCUGAUGUUAUACACAGAGACUUGAAACCAGGCAACAUUUUGGUUACAACCCAAGGAACACUUAAGAUAUGUGAUUUUGGCUUAGCACGCGGGAUAAACCCUAAGUUUUUCAAGAACCGCACUGCUACAAUUACCAACUAUGUUGCCACCAGAUGGUAUCGUGCACCCGAAUUGAUUUUAUCAACCAAGAAUUACUCAAAAGCGGUCGAUGUUUGGGCCGUGGGUUGCAUACUUGGAGAGCUAUUUGGGAGAAGACCACUUUUUCCUGGGAAAAAUCUGCAUGAGCAGAUUCAUGAAUUGUUCAAGGUGUUGGGCAGCCCACCACCCGAGACGAUUAAAAAGUACAAUUGGAAAGUUGAGGGAAUUCUGUGGGUAAAAUACAAGCCAGUAAAUUGGACGUCGUUAUACCCGUUUGCCCCAAAUGAAGCAAUCGUUUUGAUUGAGAACUUAUUACAGUGGGACUGCAAGAAGAGAUUAACGGUUGAUGAGAUUCUAGCACAAGAUUUUUUCAAAUUUGUGAGAAACUCUUCUGAAGAGGCUAGUAGUAAGUCACCUUUUGAUUUCAGUUUUGAGGAAAAAUCGUGCAAUUUGCCCCAGUUGAAGGAAGUGUUGGAAGAAGAGGUGAAUGAAUUUACAGGAAUUUGCCAUAUUGGACAAUAA